Molecule: messenger RNA, 1030 nt
Organism: Panicum hallii
Lineage: Eukaryota; Viridiplantae; Streptophyta; Magnoliopsida; Poales; Poaceae
Product: 60S ribosomal protein L9
Exons: 3
Coding region: 190-762 (190 amino acids)
Biological process (GO): cytoplasmic translation
Cellular component (GO): ribosome; cytosolic large ribosomal subunit
Molecular function (GO): structural constituent of ribosome; rRNA binding
Source: RefSeq, a predicted model, not a curated record
CUGGGCUGGGCUGGGCUGGGCUGUGCAAGUGGAGGAAGGCGCGCAUGGGCCCAAUCAACUGAAAAAAUAAGAUGAGCCCAGCCCAUGCUUCUCUCCUAGGGUACGCGGCGGCCCUCCCGUAUAAAAUCCGCGCUCGUCUCUCUCGCCUCCUCCCCUCCGCCGCCGCCGCAGCCACACCCGCCGGCCAAGAUGAAGACCAUCCUGGCUUCCGAGACGAUGGACAUCCCCGAGGAGGUCACCGUCAAGGUGGCGGCGAAGGUGGUCACGGUGGAGGGGCCGCGCGGCAAGCUUACCCGCAACUUCAAGCACCUCAACCUCGACUUCCAGCUGCAGGAGGGCGGCCGCAAGCUCAAGGUCGACGCCUGGUUCGGAACACGCCGCACCAUGGCCGCCAUCCGCACCGCCAUCUCCCACGUCCAGAACCUCAUCACCGGAGUCACCAAGGGAUACCGCUACAAGAUGCGAUUCGUCUACGCUCACUUCCCCAUCAACGCCUCCAUCACCAACGCCAACACCGCCAUUGAGAUCAGGAACUUCCUAGGAGAGAAGAAGGUGAGGAAGGUUGACAUGCUUGAAGGUGUGACCAUCCUGCGUUCUGAGAAGGUCAAGGAUGAGCUCAUUCUUGAUGGCAAUGAUAUCGAGCUUGUCUCUCGCUCUGCUGCUCUCAUAAAUCAGAAAUGCCACGUGAAGAACAAGGAUAUCAGGAAGUUCUUGGAUGGUAUCUAUGUGAGUGACAAGGGCCCCAUCGCGGAGGAGCAGUGAGCUCUGUGUUGCUGCUAGGGAAGCCUGUGUUAGAGAGAAUUGGGGUCAUCAUUUUUGUGUUUUUUGGUCAGUCAAUUACAAACUUCACAAGUUCAUCAGUUUUGUACUGUUUUAGGAUGCUACGUAAUUGGAGAGGCGCUCCUAUGCUAUUGUCAUUGUUUGUGAGAGUAUCGUCUUCAAAUUCCCCACAUACCUCUUCCGUUCCUAGUUGACGCCUUGAUGGAAGAGUUUGAUGGGGACCCUAUUACCUACCUUGUUUUCAUGUCCU